Oncorhynchus masou masou (cherry salmon) is the source of this 1821-nucleotide messenger RNA. Its product is annotated as kelch-like protein 10. The coding region runs from base 1 to 1821 and encodes 606 amino acids. Gene Ontology annotation, molecular function: protein binding. The record is from RefSeq and is a predicted model, not a curated record. Lineage: Eukaryota; Metazoa; Chordata; Actinopteri; Salmoniformes; Salmonidae. The transcript has 5 exons.
AUGAAUGAACUGGAAGAGACGGCCACCUCCAUCAAAUUUCAAAGAUGCAACAUGGAGAGGAAAAUGAGUGCUAUGACCUGUACAAUCUUUAACGAGCUACGUCUCGAGGGAAAACUCUGUGAUGUGGUCAUCAAAGUCAAUGGCAUCGAGUUCAAUGCCCACAAGAACAUCCUUUGUGGAUGCAGCUCAUACUUCCGUGCACUCUUCACAAGCGGCUGGAACAACGUCGAGAAGCGGGUCUACAGCAUUCCUGGUGUGAACCCAGACAUGAUGCGCCUGAUCAUCGAGUAUGCCUACACACGUUCCGUGCCUGUGACUGCGGAGAAUGUAGAACCGCUCCUGGCGGCUGCAGACCAGUUCUGCAUUCUGGGGAUCGUGAGGGCCUGCUGCGACUAUCUGGAGGCCCAGCUCUGUCUGCAGAACUGCAUCGGCAUCUGCAAGUUUGCGGACUUCUACUCCUGCCCUGAUCUGCGCCGCCGGGCCUACCUCUUCAUCCUGCACCACUUUGAGAUGGUGCGUUUCUCGGAGGAGUUCAUGGAGCUCUCUCUGGCACAGCUCUGUGACAUCAUCGAGAAGGACGACCUGAAUGUGAAGCAGGAGGAUGUUGUGUUUGAGGCGGUCCUACGCUGGAUCAACCACUCGCCUCAGGACCGCAAGGCCCACGUCUCUGUGCUGCUGCCCAAGGUCCGCAUGUCCUUGAUGACAGCCGACUACUUCAUGAACAACGUGAAGAACAAUACCCUGGUGAAGGACAAUGAUGACUGCAAGCCUAUCAUCAUCAGUGCCCUGAAGGCCAUGUACGACCUGAACAUGAACGGGCCCUCCAACACUGACUUCCGCAACCCUCUGACCCGCCCACGUCUGCCUUAUGCCAUUCUAUUGGCCAUCGGUGGCUGGAGCGGUGGGAGCCCUACCAAUGGCAUUGAGGCGUAUGAUGCGCGGGCUGACCGGUGGGUGAAUGUGACCCGGGAGGAGGAGAGCCCUCGAGCCUACCAUGGAGCUGCUUACCUCAAUGGCUUUGUCUACUGUGUGGGUGGCUUUGACAGUGUUGACUACUUUAACAGUGUACGUAAGUUCAACCCUGUCACACGGACCUGGCACCAGGUGGCCCCCAUGCAUUCGCGGCGCUGCUACGUCAGUGUUGCGGUGCUGGAUGGCUGUAUCUAUGCCAUGGGUGGCUUUGAUGGUUACGUACGACUGAACACCGCUGAGUGUUAUGAGCCUGAGACUAAUCAGUGGACCCUGAUUGCACCCAUGCAUGAGCAGAGGAGUGAUGCCAGUGCUACCACACUACAUGGCAAGGUGUACAUCUGUGGUGGCUUCAAUGGGAAUGAGUGUUUGUUCACAGCAGAGAGCUACAGCCCCCAGACCAACCAGUGGACUCUGACCGCCCCGAUGAGAAGCAGGCGCAGUGGUGUGGGGGUCAUCGCCUAUGCGGAGCAGGUCUAUGCGGUCGGCGGCUUCGAUGGGGCUAACCGCCUGCGUAACGCUGAGGCCUACAACCCUCUGACCAACACAUGGCGCACGGUGCCCACCAUGUUCAACCCGCGCAGCAACUUUGGCAUCGAGGUGGUGGACGACCUCCUGUUCGUGGUGGGGGGCUUCAAUGGCUUCACCACUACCUUCAACGUGGAGUGCUAUGACGAGAAAACAGAGGAGUGGUACGACGCCCAUGACAUGGGCAUCUUCCGCAGUGCCCUUAGCUGCUGCGUGGUGCACGGGCUGCCCAACGUGGCCCAGUACGCAGCCCCCCGGGACUCCCUCCAGUCCCCCCGGGAAGAGCUGAAGCUCUCCGCUUCCAACAGCAUGCUGUCUGUGUGA